Molecule: messenger RNA, 2699 nt
Organism: Plectropomus leopardus (leopard coralgrouper)
Lineage: Eukaryota; Metazoa; Chordata; Actinopteri; Perciformes; Serranidae
Product: interferon-induced GTP-binding protein Mx-like
Biological process (GO): synaptic vesicle budding from presynaptic endocytic zone membrane; defense response to virus; receptor internalization
Cellular component (GO): nucleus; microtubule; synapse
Molecular function (GO): GTP binding; GTPase activity; microtubule binding
Source: RefSeq, a predicted model, not a curated record
UGCGCGCUGUCCGUCACGGGGCAGCUGCUAUGUAAGGCUCGACACAGACAAAAACACUUGAGCAGGUCUUUUCUCUUUAAGUUAGUUAAUUUCCAGGAGACACGAAGUAAAUAUCAUGAACUCUCUGAACCAACAGUAUGAGGAGAAGGUGCGUCCCUGCAUUGACCUCAUCGACUCUCUUCGCUCUCUGGGUGUAGAGAAGGACUUGGCGCUGCCUGCUAUCGCCGUGAUUGGAGACCAAAGCUCGGGGAAGAGCUCCGUGUUGGAGGCGCUGUCAGGGGUGGCUCUGCCAAGAGGAAGUGGCAUUGUGACAAGAUGCCCUCUGGAACUGAAGAUGAAGAGAAAGAAAGAAGGAGAGAAGUGGUAUGGGAAGAUAAGCUACCACAACUAUGAGGAAGAGAUAGAAGAUCCUGCUAAAGUGGAGAGAAAGAUUAGAGACGCUCAGAAUAAAAUGGCCGGGAAGGGGUCGGGGAUCAGUAGUGACCUCAUCAGUCUGGAGAUCGCCUCCCCUGAUGUGCCAGACCUGACGCUCAUCGACCUGCCCGGCAUUGCCAGGGUGGCUGUCAAGGAUCAACCUGAGAACAUUGGCGACUUGAUAAAGGAUCUAAUCCAGAAGUUCAUCAAAAAACAAGAAACCAUCAGUUUGGUGGUUGUUCCAUGCAACGUGGACAUUGCAACCACAGAGGCUUUGAAGAUGGCACGGGAGGUGGACCCUGAUGGAGAGAGGACUCUGGGUAUCUUGACUAAGCCUGACCUGGUGGACAAAGGCACCGAAGACACGGUGAUUAAAGUUGUCCAUAAUGAGGUCAUCCCCCUGAAGAAGGGCUACAUGAUCGUCAGGUGCAGGGGUCAGAAGGAGAUCACAGACAACGUUUCUCUUACUGAAGCAAUAGAGAAAGAGAAAGCCUUCUUCAGAGAUCAUGCGUAUUUCCAGUUUCUUGAUGAUGAAGGCUUUGCCACUGUUCCUAAACUGGCAGAAAAACUCACCCUUGAACUGGUGCUUCACAUUCAGCGAUCUCUGCCUAAACUGGAAAAGCAGAUAGAGAAGAAACUAACACAGACUCAGCAGGAGCUGGACAGAUACGGCAGCGGACCCCCACCUGACGCAGCAGAGAGACUCGUUUUCCUCAUUGAUAGAGUGACAGCGUUUACUCAGAAUGCUAUCAGCCUCACCACAGGGGAGGAACUCCGAUUUGGAGACAGGCUCAAUAUCUUCUCUGUUCUCAGAAAAGAGUUUGCGGCAUGGAAAGAAAUCGUAGAGCGCUCUGGAUUAACAUUUAGCUGGAAUAUUGAGAACGAGGUGGCUCAGUAUGAAAAAAAGUACCGUGGACGAGAAUUGCCAGGGUUCAUCAACUACAAGACCUUUGAGGUCAUGAUCAAGGAGCAGAUCAAACAGCUGGAAGAGCCUGCGAUCCAGAAACUCAAGGAAGUGGCAGAAAUUGUAAAGAAACAGCUGUUUGAGUUGGCACAGAGCAGCCUUGUUGGAUUUCCUUGCCUCAUCCAAACAGCUAAGAUGAAGAUUGAAACAAUCACGAAGGACAAGGAGACUGCAGCAGAGUCCAUGCUGAGGACGCAGUUUAAGAUGGAGCUGAUUGUUUACACUCAGGACAGCACAUACAGCAAAAAGUUAGAGAAGCGGAAGAGGGAAGAUGAACAGUCUGUGGCUGUGCCUGUGCCUGUCUCUGGCUUUGGUUUUGGACAAUCGAUUAAAAGCACCAGCAGCACUGUGAGCAAUAAAAACAGCGGGGCCACUCUGAAAGAGAUGAUUAAACACCUUAAAUCCUACUACCAGAUUGCUGGCCAGCGUCUGGCUGAUCAGAUCCCUCUGGUGAUCCGCUACCAGGUGUUGCAGGAGUCUGCCAUCCAGCUGCAGAGGGAGAUGCUGCAGGUGCUUCAGGACAAAGAGAAAACAGAGUCGCUGCUUCAAGAGGACUCUGGCAUAACAAUGAAAAGACUCCAACUUCAGAGUCGUCUCAAACGCCUGUCAAAGGCACGCAUGCUGUUGACUAACUUCAGUAUGAACAUAUACAACUUCAACACAACACAAUCACAGUGCACACGUUAAAACCAGAUGAGUAAUCAUCUGGUUUUAACGUAAGUUACUGAAUUAUCACAUUCUUACAUUUUAUUUCUUUUGCAGUACAGUAAAAUAUAAAGAAUAGACCUUGUUAUUAUAUCCAUAUUUGUAUCUAUUUCAUUUAUUCUGCUCAUGUUUCAUAAAUAAUUCCUCACAUUUUUUUCACUUAUAUUCUCACUUAUUCCAUUCAAUGUUCUUAUUUCUGAAUGACAUACCACAUAUAGGCUACAGCGUAUAAGGUUGAAAUCAGGACAAGAAUAAUAAGCUUAUUUGUUCUUGUAAUUGUUUUUUUGUUGUUUUUCGAGUAGUAGUUUUGUUUUUGGUUGUUUUGAGCAGACAUAUUAGCACUUUUACCACAAGAACUUUAACACGAUUUAACAGCACAGAAGUGUUACAAGCAUUAUUUUGUUAGUUAAGAGCCAAAGGAGAGCCAAAAAAAUUAUAUUAUUACUUGCAAUGUGUUCGUUGUGAAAGAAACACUUAGCUAAGUAAGCUAAUAGGGUUAAACUAGUUAAUUAAUUAAGUUCUAAUGAUGUAAACUGUAAGCCUGUUGGGCAAAAUAACAUGUUAGUCCAGAACUGUGUUUACCAAACCUAUAUUCUGAAAUAAAACUGAAAACAUA